This is a messenger RNA of Melanotaenia boesemani (Boeseman's rainbowfish), 5409 nucleotides long. It is a transcript of the gene cc2d2a, whose product is annotated as coiled-coil and C2 domain containing 2A. Gene Ontology annotation, cellular component: ciliary transition zone. The transcript is spliced from 38 exons. Lineage: Eukaryota; Metazoa; Chordata; Actinopteri; Atheriniformes; Melanotaeniidae. Gene Ontology annotation, biological process: protein localization to ciliary transition zone; non-motile cilium assembly. The coding region runs from base 310 to 5100 and encodes 1596 amino acids. The record is from RefSeq and is a predicted model, not a curated record.
GUCGUUACUAGGCAGCGCUAGCGGAUUUUAUUUGCCUGGAAAAAAUCUGACCCUGAAAAUACAAGUUUAAGCACAAGCCGAACGCACGUAAAGCCUUAUAAAUUAUUGUAAAAAGUUGAUGGAAAACUACUAAUCAGUGUCGGGGGGGAAAUACUCACCAAACUGGCUUCCUCAAGUGAAAUAAGAGAAAAACUGCAAAAGAAACGACGUGCUUUGCAGGCAACCUUAGCAAAAAACAAAGAUGAGGACGACGUCCAGGAACCUGAAGACAGCGAGGAAGACCCGGGAGAGACUCUGAAACGCAAGUUAAUGGCUCAGAAACAAAGACGAAGGGAAAGGCUGCUCAAGCAGCCUACAGCCCAAGAGUCUCAUGAUGAUGAAGAGGUUUCUACUAUUCAGCACUACAGUCCAAAUGAAGCAUCUGCUGAAAGGGCAGAUGAUUCACUGGUUUUUUCAAGACCUCCAACUGGAUCUCGGAGAGGUAUCUCUCUAAAAGCUCAGCAUGCUUCCACUUCUCAACAUUUGGAUGACUUUAUGACACAACACUUUGAAGAGAAGCUAAAAGCAGCAAGGUCUAAAGUGGAGAACCUUCAGCAGGAGGAAGCCUCUGCAGAACCUGUCAGUCGCCUCCAAAGCCUCAGAGACAGGGACACUGUAACAAGGUUUGACAGAAAGGUUGAUCCAGUCAGAGCAAAAGGACACAAGGCCUCUCCAGCCCGAAACACCGGGGUCAAGUUCAGAGAAGCUGCAAGACAAAUAGCAGAAGGCCUCCCAACUACAGAGGAGGCAUACAAUUUCUUUACAUUCAACUUUGAGCCUGAUCCACCUGAUGAGACAAAGAGGCUUGACAAGAAAAAACAGAAACAGAGAGAAAGAGCUGAAGAGGACGGAGAUGAGGAUGGAGAGGAAGAGGCUGAGGAACAAGAGGAUGCAGAUGCAGAGGAGGAAAAUCAAGAUGAAAAUCAAAACCAGGAUGAAGAAGCUCCUCUGGUAGGAAACGAAGAGGAUUUAUUUGUCAUUGGCCAGUCUCCUCAGGACUUCUUGGAAGUGAGGAAGGCAGAGUAUGUUAGGUACAGAAAACGUGUUCAGCGUGAUAGCGAGCUCCUGUUUACACCAAGCUUUCAAACAGUUCCAACCUCUGUUAAACUCCCUGAAAACAUGAAGCCUCGCUACCUGGAGGAUGAAGGUCUCUACGUUGGGGAAAGGCCCCCCAUUUCUGUGACCAAUGAGAACAUCUUAGAAAAUCGCAUUUUGAAAAUGAAGGAGGGAAUAAAGUGGUUUGGAGAUGAUGGGAGGAUUAUGGCUCUGCCUGACCCCAUAAAGGAAUCAUCCACCCGACCCCCUCUCUUCCACAUGGAGGGGGACCUGGAUCCUGCACUGCAAACUGUGUACAGGAAGGCGCUGAAAUCCAAGUAUGCAAAUCUGUACAUUGGUGGUGCAGCAGACCCAGAAGGAGACUAUCAGCUUGAUGUUGAUGUCUCAGGGCUCAUCUUCUCCCACCACCCACUCUUCAGCCGUGAACAUGUCCUGGCAGCUCGUCUAGCUCAGCUGUAUGAUCAGUACCUAACCAGGCAGCACAAUAAUCUCACAGGACACCUCACGGACAAGUUGAAUGGCUUAAGGAAGGCGCUGCAGAAUAUGGUGAGCGUCCAUGGUGAGCAGAUCAUAACUCAGGCCAUGCAGCAGAGGAUUUCUGAAUACAGCCUGGAAGUGAGGAGCACUCGGCAGCUGCGAGAUGCUGAGCAGGAGAAGGACAGGACUCUGCUGAAGAGCAUAAUUAAAGUGUGGAAGGAGAUUAAGGUGCUAAGAGACUUUCAGAAGUUUACCAACACCCCCUUUAAACUCUACCUCAGAAGAGAGAAUGUGGAUCGGGCAUCAGAUGAGCAGCAGUAUGAAGAUGAAAUCUUGUCAGAAGUCAUGGAAUUGGCAGCAGAGAGUGAGGAAGCCUACCAGAAGAAGCUGGCUGAGUACAAUAAACAGCUGGAGGAAUGGAAACCCUGGAUGAAGAAACAGAAAAUCAAAAAGAGAAAAAAAAAGAAAAAGAAAGGACAGACACAGGAUGACACAGAGGAAGAAGAUGAAAAGGAAGGGAGCGAAUCAGAAGGGCCGUUCGAAGAAGGUCCCCCAAGGCCUGUGCCUCCUGAGAAGCCAGACUUUGGCCUCAUAGACCAGCAAGUGAGAGAGAAAGCCUCCAGGAUACGGAGGAAACCCGGAGAGGCCAUCCUGAUCCCAGAACUGUCUGCAUCAGGAAGCAUCACUGCCAGUGAAUUCUGCCCCAGGACUGAAGUAGCUCGAAGACAGGAUGUUUCCAAGCGAUCUCUUUUCAUUAAAAUCCUCUAUAACGACAAGGAAGUUUCCCGAACGGACAGCCGCUCCCUGAGCACUGACUUCAGGGUUCACUUUGGUCAGAUUUUCAACCUCAAAAUACUUAACUGUCCCCAAAGUAUUAAUUUGCAGGUGUUUGAGGAGAUCGGAUUAUCCUGCUCCCUCCUGGCUCAGGUGUUUGUUCCAGUGCCAGAGCCCUCAGUUGUUACAGGCAACGUCCCUAUUGAGGAAUUUGAGUUCAGCAGCAAUCAGAGAGUGAUGUUUGACCACGAGGGAGUUGGAAGUGAUGUGCCGCUCUCGUUUGAGGCUGAUGGCAGCAAUAAGCUGACGCUGCUGACCUCUGGGAAGCUGUCAUCCUCUGUAUCUUGGGGGAUUGGUGAGGAUGAUGUGCCGCUCGCACCUCCUGUUUCCCAACAACCUGGUGGCAUACACAGUGGCUUGGGCCGUCUCGAUGCUGUCACAUACAUUGGGGCAUCAGGAUUAUAUGACAUGAAAAAAAUUAGUGAGUGGGCAACACAGUCACGAAUGGACCCCAACGAUCCGAAAAAUGCCUCCAUCAUGCAGCUGCUUAAAGUGGCAAGCAGCGGAGAGGUAACAGCUCCAGAGUACUUUCGUCUUGAACAUCUGCAGGAGGAGUUUAAUUUAGUUUUGGAUGAGAAGUUGGAGAAAUCCAACAGAUUUCGUCUGCUCAAGCUGAGGAGCCAGGAAGUUGCAGAGUUUCGCAAUUACAAAUUUGUUCCUGCUUUCGACAGAGAGGUCUCGAAUACGGUCUUCCAGGAGUAUGAAAAACGGUUGAAAGAUGGAGAAAUAAUUGACACUAAAGAACAUUUGGAUUCACACAGAGCUUUAGUGGCCAAAUACCUUCAGAAGAUCAGAGAAUCGGUCAUCAACAGAUUUCUUCUUGCCAAACAUGACUACCUCCUGUCUGACUUGGUGAUUGAAGAAGAGAUUCCAAACAUUGGGAUUCUGGGAAUAAACCUGUUCAAGCUGGCUGAACCCAAGCGACCACUGAAACCUCAGAGGAAAGAACGGAAGAAGGUGACCGCUCAGAAUCUGUCCGACGGAGACAUCAAGCUGCUUAUCAACAUCAUCCGGGCCUAUGACAUUCCCAUCCGCAGGCCCCAGAGCAAUAAACCAGGACAGUCUUCUCAGAGUGCCAUUCAGGGCAGUGAUUGGUACCUCAGCCAGGUGCAAGUGAGGCCAUUUGUGGAAGUUUCCUUCCAGCGCUCAGUACUUCAAACAACCACAGCUGAUGGACCAAACCCAAGUUGGAACGAGGAGCUGCAGCUGCCAUUUAGCGCUCCCAAUGGUGACUACAGUACUGCCAGCUUGCAGUCAGUCAGAGAUGAAGUCUUCAUCAACAUAUUUGAUGAAGUAAUUCAUGAAAUUGGAGUGAAUGACAAAGAGAGGGGUUCAUCCAUUCACACCCAGAUAGAGAAGCACUGGUUGGGCUCCGUCAAGAUUCCCUUCAGCACCAUUUACUCUCAGUCCAGGAUUGAUGGGACGUUUAAAGUGAAUACGCCAGCUGUGCUGCUGGGAUACAGCAAAGAGCGGAGCCAUGGCAAUAACGGUGGUUAUGAUAUGUUGCGCAGCCUGAAUGAGGGAGCCUUUAUCACGCUCUUCAUCACAAUCGAACCUCAGCUGAUGCCAGGAGAGUCUGUUAGGGAGAAGAUUAAGGAAGUAAAGUUCGACAGUCAGGAAGACGAGCGUUUACUUCAAGCUUCAGGGAAGUUUGAGAGGGAUGCAGCACUCAGCUACCCGGACCGACCCUGCAUCACCACAGUCACUGACCUUAACGGGAAGACAGUCUUCAUCACUCGUUAUAUCCAACCACUCAACCCCCCACAAGAGUUCCUUGAUGAAUUCCCAAAUAACCCUCUGGAGGCCACGACACUGGUCGCCCGAUUUGUCUCCCUCCUCCCUUCUCUGCCGGACCAAGUAUUAUUUUCUCGAGCCUGCAGCCUGUGGAGCACCUGUGACCAAUUCCUCACUCUGCUAGCAGGAGAUGAGGAAGAGCAUGCUGUGCUGUUGUGCAACUACUUUCUGUCUCUGGGCAAGAAAGCCUGGUUGAUAAUUGGCACAGCCAUACCAGAGGGACCCACCGCAUAUGUCCUAACCCAUGAGCAAAGCCGCUACCUUAUCUGGAACCCCAGCAGUGGUCAGUAUUACGGCCAGUAUGACACCUUCUGCCCGCUGCAAACAGUUGGCUGUUUGGUCAAUGCUGACAAUGUUUGGUUCAACAUUCAAGAAUAUGCAUCACCAAUGAGGAUGAGUUUUGACAUCACAAAAGCCAACUUCUGGAAACCGUUUUUCUCCCGAUCCUUCUCCCAUCCUGGGCUGUCUAGUGUCCAGCCAGAGGAGCUGGUGUAUCAGCGCACGAACAAAGUAGCUGCCUCAGAGCUUCAGACCAGAAUUGAGAACAUUUUGAAGGAGAAGAUCAUGGAUUGGCGCCGACAUCAACCAACCCGCUGGAACCGCUACUGCAACAGCACCUUGAAACGGUUCCUCCCUAAACUGGAGCUGGGCGGUGGACAGGAAGUGGCUGAAGGACACCGUCUGGAGUUGCAGAGCCAGCUGGGAGACUACAGGAUUACAGGGUUCCCUCUGCAUAUGCCAUUCUCUGAGAUUCAGCGCAUCAUUGAGCAGGUGUACAGCACCGGAGUUCACAAUAUUCAGACAUCCAAAGCGGAGUUUGCACUUGCUGUGUACGUGCACCCCUACCCCAACAAUGUCCUCUCUGUGUGGGUGUACCUGGCUUCACUUGUCCGCACUUGAUACAAUGCCAUUCUCCUAGCAUCACUACCUCUGUAGAUAAAUUAACUUUGUUUUUUUGUUUUUUACUCUACAUUUUUAUCCAUCUGAUUUUUCUAUAAGCAAAAGUUUCUCAGCAACACACACCAAUCCAACAUUACCCGAAAACCAUACAUACUGGCAACAGAUGAAGAGAUAGAUAUAGAUAUAUAUAUAUAUAUAUAUAUAUAUAUACACACAUUUUCCCAGUUGUUUAACUGUGUUGAGACAAAACUUUGUGACCAUACUACUCUUAACAAUUGUUGAUGCAGAUAUAAAAUGGACUAAAAGCUG